AUGGCCACUACCACCUCCACCGCCUCCAGCGUACCUUCGACGUACCGAGCACUAGUGCUCAACUCGACCAGAGAUCCCUAUGACAUCUCAGUCGUCCAGAAGAACCAACUCCAAGCAGGGCCAGGGAGCGCAGUGGUCCAGAUCCUUGUGGCCAGCGUCUUGACGUACGCCGGACGAGUCUACAGCGGCCGCAAGCCCUACCCCUACCCGGAGCCCUUCGUGCCAGGGUCGUCUGCCAUAGGCCGCCUAGUCGCCGCGGGCGCAGAUGCCACGCUGCUGAAGCCCGGCCAGCUGGUCUAUAUCGACACGUUCAUCGAGGGCCGGGACGAUCGGACGUCCCUGAUCCUUCACGGCCUAUCGUCCGGCUUCUCUCCCGGCAGUAAAGUCCUCAUGAAAGGCGAGUGGCGCGACGGCACAUACGCCGAGUACUCCAAGCUGCCGCUGGAGAACUGCUUCCCACUAGACGAGGCCCGACUCCUGGGCAGUCCCGCCCACGGUGGUCUAGGCUACAAGAUCGAGGACCUGAUGUACCUAUGGCCGCUAUCGGUCCCCUUUGGCGGACUCCGCGACGUCGGUCUCCACGCCGGGGAGAAAGUCAUCAUCACGCCCGCGACGGGCUCGUUCGGCGGUGCCGCGGUGCUGGCCGCGCUGGCCAUGGGGGGGCGCGUCGUCGCCGUGAGCCGCGACAUGGAAUCACUGGAACGACUCAAGGUUUUCAGUCCCGAGGGCAGGAUCACGACGGUGCAGAACACGGGUGAUGUGGAGACUGAUGUCAAGAAGCUGACGCAGGACGGGCCGGCCGACGUGUUUUUCGACAUCUCGCCGGGUAAGGCGGCGUCCAGCGCGCACUUCAAAAGCUGCGUCCGGGCGCUGGGGCGUGGCGGGCGCGUGAGCUUGAUGGGUUACCACGAUCAGCUGCCGCUGCCCAUGCCUUUCGUCGUGCUGAACGAUCUUACCAUCAAGGGGAAGUGGAUGUAUACGAAGGAGGACCUUCGCGUCAUGAUCAAGAUGGUUGAGACGGGUUUCUUGAAGCUGGGCGAGGCGGGCGGCAUCAAGACGGUGGGCAGCUUUCCGCUGGAGGAGUUUGCUGCUGCCUUUGAACAAGCAGCAGACCAUGGCGGACCUGGGCUGCAGACGGUCAUUGCCCCUUAA
Anthostomella pinea is the source of this 1152-nucleotide messenger RNA. NCBI's taxonomy places the organism in Eukaryota, Fungi, Ascomycota, Sordariomycetes, Xylariales, Xylariaceae. The record is from the annotation of a GenBank genome assembly.